GGCAUCGUGGAAAAAAUCAGUACGAUGGGCGAUGGAGCGGUGGCGAGGAAUGGCGUAAUAAUUCGGGAGCAUUCUUUCGCGUCUUCCUUCCCUUUUUUACACCAUCGGGGAGGGAGAUUUUCGAUUUUUACCUCGCACCGAAUCAAAGUUACUGCGGCUGUUCGGCGGUUUUCUUCUUUUGAUCGAGUGUAUCGGUAAUUAGGAUUCAAAAAUGGCCAGUGGAUUUGGGGAAUCAUCGAGCAGAGAGCCACAGAACUCUUCUUUUUCUGGAAGCAGUAGCAGCAGCAAUGAUGCGGGCAGCUUUGAAUGUAACAUCUGCUUUGAAUUGGCACAAGACCCAAUUGUCACCCUCUGCGGCCACCUCUUCUGCUGGCCCUGCCUUUACAAAUGGCUCCAUGUUCAUGCCCACUCUCAAGAAUGUCCGGUGUGCAAGGCCAUCAUUGAAGAGGAAAAGCUAGUCCCUCUCUAUGGACGAGGAAAAAACCCAACCGAUCCACGAUCUAAGUCAGUCCCAGGUGUCAACAUUCCUAACCGUCCUGCUGGGCAAAGGCCUGCGACAGCCCCACCACCGGACCCGACCCAGUUUCCUCACUCAAACCCAUGGUUUAUGGGCGGAACUCCAGUGGCAAGCAGUAGGUUCGGGAACUAUACGUUCUCUGCUGCAUUUGGUGGUCUGUUCCCGUUGCUGAGCUUUCAAGUUCAUGGGUUCCCUGAUGCAACUGCUUAUGGGCCUGCAGCGGGUUUCCCUUAUGGGUAUGCGAAUUCAUUUCAUGGAGGACAUGCUCAUGGGUUCCCACGACAUGCGUCUCAUGGACAGCAGGCUGAUGUUUAUCUGAAAGCACUGCUGUUUCUGUUUUUGUUGUUGCAGCAAAGAGUAGGUUCCCAGAAUUGCGAUGCCCUCUCCUUCACUAUAAUCUUCAGUUGUGCCACUGUUUAGCCCAUUCUGUCUUCGUGAUUCAUCCUCCAUCUACACCCCAGCAUUUGAAAGCUCUUGUUUGAUCAAGAUGAUUAUCAAAAUUGCACAAUGAUGCCCAUCAACUCAUCCAAGAAAUGUGUCGAUAUUUUCACCUGAUUAUUGUAACAGAUUCAUUUAUCUCCUUGCAUUCCAAGAUAACUGCCAAUAUUUUUAUACCUAUUCCAAUUCAACCACAUAAUUAUUCUCUUCU
Messenger RNA from Phoenix dactylifera (date palm), 1166 nucleotides. RefSeq lists its product as uncharacterized. Gene Ontology annotation, biological process: ubiquitin-dependent protein catabolic process. The record is from RefSeq and is a predicted model, not a curated record. Gene Ontology annotation, molecular function: ubiquitin protein ligase activity. Gene Ontology annotation, cellular component: endoplasmic reticulum. Lineage: Eukaryota; Viridiplantae; Streptophyta; Magnoliopsida; Arecales; Arecaceae.